Alosa sapidissima (American shad) is the source of this 1346-nucleotide messenger RNA. It is a transcript of the gene sypb, whose product is annotated as synaptophysin b. The coding region runs from base 78 to 974 and encodes 298 amino acids. The record is from RefSeq and is a predicted model, not a curated record. Gene Ontology annotation, cellular component: synaptic vesicle membrane; presynaptic active zone; synaptic vesicle. The transcript has 7 exons. NCBI's taxonomy places the organism in Eukaryota, Metazoa, Chordata, Actinopteri, Clupeiformes, Clupeidae.
CUUGAUGGGCUGUUCCGGAUGUAACGCCUACCUCCCUCCUCUCCUGUGAUCCUCUUAUGUACUAGAAGGCGGCUAAGAUGGAUACUGUAAACCAGUUGGUGGCAACAGGGCAGUUUGGUGUCAUCAAGCAACCCCUGGCAUUUAUAAAGAUUUUACAAUGGAUAUUUUCCAUCUUUGCAUUCUCCACGUGCGGUGGCUACUCGGGCAAGUUCGAGCUGAGCGUGGAGUGCAAGAAUCGGUCAGAGAGUGACCUGGCAUUAGAGGUGGAGUUUGCAUACCCCUUCAGGCUGCACCAGGUGUACUUUGACGCGCCCACCUGCAGGGGGGAGAAACCCGAGCGGCUCUUCCUGGAGGGAGACUACUCGGGCUCGGCCGAGUUCUUCGUCACCAUUGCGGUCUUCUCAUUCCUCUACUCCAUGGUUGCCAUCGCCGUGUACCUGUUCAUCAUGGAGAAGUACAAGGAGAACAAUAGGGGCCCUCAGGUGGACUUUGUCGUCUCGGCGGUAUUCACCUUCAUGUGGCUAGUCUGCUCCUGUGCCUGGGCGAAGGGCCUGUCCAACGUCAAGGUGGCCACAGAUCCCGAAAACGUCAAGACGCUCAUUGAAGCCUGCGACCGGGAGGAGAACCGCUGCCGCGAGGUUGCCGACCCGGUGGUGUCCGGCCUCAACACUUCAGUGGCAUUUGGCUUCAUCAAUCUGAUCCUGUGGGGAGGGAACCUGUGGUUCAUCUUCAAGGAGACGGGUUGGAUGGGUGCCUUCGCUGGCACCUAUGUGCCCUCGGGCGAGAAGCCCCCCGCGCCCGAUGCCUUCGGCCAGCAGCAGGGCUACGGGGAAGGCUACGGCCAGCAGGACCAAUACGCUGGCUCCCAGGGCGGGUAUCAGCCCGAAUACGGCCAGGAAGGCGGUUACAGCGAGGGGGGCUACAACCAGGGCGGCUAUGAACAGGAGCCUACUUCCUUCUCCAAUCAGAUGUGAGCCUGGAGGACGAUUGACGGCUCUGUUGAGGGGUUGGAGUUAUAAUUACAGCAUGUGGGACCUGCCAGCUACCCACAAAUCCUCACUCCUCCAUCUGUCUGUUUGUUUAUAUGUAAGCUGACCAAUGAAUGAGGGAGGGAAAGGGGGACAGGGAAUCUGACAUUCCUUUUAUAAAAGGUGUGGCCUGAUGGAAUUGGAAAGAGUCCUUGUUUUGAUGCGAUGUAGAGCUAUUCCAGUUUGCAUCUGAGUUUGAGUGGAUGUGCCACUUAUUAAGGCUGAUUCACCCAACCUCUCACCGAGUCAGUUGCUAUCUAGCAUAAUAUUCAACCACAGGAACAAGCUAGCGCUUAUAUAAGCUGACAAAGAAGAAAC